Molecule: messenger RNA, 8141 nt
Organism: Coregonus sp. 'balchen'
Lineage: Eukaryota; Metazoa; Chordata; Actinopteri; Salmoniformes; Salmonidae
Source: the annotation of a GenBank genome assembly
AUGGCUCCCUCCGCAGACAGACUGGGGUACUGGGGGCGGCCAACCUCAACGCUGGAUUGGUGUGAGGAGAAUUAUGUCGUCUCUUUCUACAUCGCAGAAUUCUGUAAGUACAUCUGACACUAUGGGUAUGGCUAAACUGGAGUUUUAGUAAACGAAAACGAAUGCAAUAAACACGGAUGAGGAUCCUUGCAGAAGGCCGUCUCGGGAAUAGGUAAACAUCAUGACAAUGAGCCUGGUGGUGACAUCGACAUUCCCGUACGCUCGCGUCAGCAACCUAUCUUUUAUUUUAAUAGGCCUACAACUAUAACUGAUACAUUUUAUCGGUGAUGUUUUAUACCGGUAAGUACGUUGCGUGUGCGAUGCCACGAUGCAGACCCGAUAAUGAGUCAGAACUUCAUUUGCAGCUGCAGCACCGCCCGUUCAAGUACCUUUGCUAUUACUUUAAUAGGCUAUCUAGCUAUAUCAAUGAGCUAGCUAUACACUGAUUCACGGCACAUUAAAGUCGCUACAAGACAUCUUCAGCUUAAUUCUGGGACAGCACAACAUGUUUCUAUUAAUGAUAAUUAACCUUAAGACUAAGAGCUCCAUUCCAAGAUGAAAGCCGGCUACUCGGCAUUCGUGAUUUGCUUUUGGAUACCUUUCUGAAUGAUACAUGAGAGUGAUAAAGGAUUAUGAGUGCAGCAGGCACUAGGCUUUCUGAGGAAACAACGCCCACUGACGUGUUAGGUCUGAACUGGCUGCAAAGGGCACUUCAUUACAUUUACGUCAUUUAGCAGACGCUCUUAUCUAGAGCGACUUACAGAGCCUGGAUUCGAACCAGGAUCUCUAGUGGCACAGCUAGCACUGCGAUGCAGUGCCUUAGACCACUGCGCCACUCGGGAGAUACUUCAUGAUCCACCAUUGUAUUUAAGGUGGAACUAUGUCAAGUGGGUCAUAGUUAAUUGUGUUGGACUACUGCUCUUUUACCUUUCUCUCUCUCUGACUCACACAUGACUCACAUUACACUGAGUGAUCCAACACCCCUUGUCUUCUCUCCUUCGGGAAGGUGAAAACACUGUAGCUCAGUUGGUAGAGCAUGGCGCUUGCAACGCCAGGGUUGUGGGUUCGAUGCCCACAGGGGGCCAGUAUGAACAAUGUAUGCACUCACUAACUGUAAGUCGCUCUGGAUAAGAGUGUCUGCUAAAUGACUAAAAUGUAAAUGAAUUUCACAUGCAUCAUAUGAAUAAAAAAGGCAUGGAACUGAUAACAGAACACUUACAUUGCUCUUAUAAAUAUGUAGUAACACUGUAUUACUUAAGUCACCAUGUAAAGUGUUACUGAUACACCACAGUCUGUUGCAACCUGGUCUCAGAGCAUUUUGUAUUAUUAUGUAAGUAAUGCAGAGAUGCUCCAUUUAGUAUGAUAUGUUAAGUUUCGUAUGGAAUGUAUUGUUUUGUGGAUGUCCAGCACCCAUUUCGUUUGAUAUGUUACGAAUUUGCAAAACAAACAAUAUGUUACAAAUUUGGAAAAUGUACUAUAUGUUAUGAAUUUGCAAAACAUAUGAUAUGUUACGAAUUCUAGCUAGGUGGCUAGGUGGCUAAUGUUAGCUAGCUGGCUAACGUUAGCUAGCUAGCUAAUGUUAGCUAGGCUAGGGGUUAAGGUUAGGGUUAAGUUUAGGAGUUAGGUUAAAGGGUUAGGGUUAGGGGAAGGGUUAUCUAAAAUGGUUAAGGUCAGGGUUAGGGGAAUGGUUAGCUAACAUGCUAAGUAGUUGCAAAGUAGCAAUAAAUUAGUAAGUAGUUAAAAAGUUGCUAAUUAGCUAAAAUUGUCCGUGAUGAGAUUCGAACUUGCAACCUUUGGGUUUCUAGACAUUCGCAUUAUACACCCAUUCAUCCACCCUGACCAACUACCCUACUUAAAUUUUUUGCCUUAAGUAACCAUGUCUUAUGUAACCAUACCAAAUGUAACAUAUCAUACUAUUUUGAGUGUCCCGGAUUUACAUUUACUGUGUUACGUCUAGUCUAUGAGAUCAGGCUGUCCACACGACUAGGAGAGUUUUAGGCAAUGGUUGGUUUGGCUUUUAAAUGGGGUCCCAAAUUGUAGAAUAAAAGGCCUAGAAUGUGCAAUGUCCAGUAAAUUUGAUGUGGAAGACAGACAAAGAAAGAGGCCACCACAAUUUUUGUGCUAUUGUGUGUGUGCUAGAUCACAUAUUUCAAAACCUCAGCAGAGGAGAACAAUAGUAGCGCUGCUUGCACAUCAAGGUAGGUCAGAGUACGUUAAACAGGAGAUUCUCCUCGUUUGCUAAAUUAAACAUACAGAAACGUUAAACAGGAAAGUUCCUGGCAUUUUACUGAAUACAGCACCUUGGGGCAUGCCUGCUGUUAUUUGUGCUGAAAUCAGUCAGCCUAAUGUACAACACAAGAUUAAGAUUACGAUCACUUUAUUGGUAAAUUGCACACAAUGUCCAACCGAAAUUUGACUUCUGCUUUUAACCCAACACCUCUGAAAGACACACAUACAUACAGAUACAUAUACAGGUGUGUAUGUAAUGUACAACGCCAGCCUAAUGUAAAACAUAAAUCAUGUACAACAGACAUCCAACCUACAUUCCUGAGUACCUAGAUUUGUAAGAGUGUUGGCAGACAGGUUGCCUCCCCCAAUGUAAACAAUGCUCCACAUCUGAGAUUUCAAAGGCUCCAAGCUCUGGAUGUAAGAGGAACAAAUAACUGAGUUAGCCAGGGAGCUCUUGUAGUGUUUUACCUCUUGCAUACUGUAUAAGCCCCAAGAAGCUCCAUUCUAAUCAUUAGCAUGUCCAUUUCCCAUCAGUCUAUAUGUUAAAUGGUUUGAUUGUUCCUAACUUGAUCACUAACCAUCGCUGGGAGUGGUGAAAUCUUCAAAUGAAUGACUAAAUAAAACUAAUUUCACCAGUCUAAAUCUUACAAACGUAUAAAUUGGACCUGCUUACAGAAUGUAAACACGAUUCUUUCUCUAAAACCUUGUUUUCUGUCUGCUAAGAGACACUCAGGAAAUUCUACACAUAUACACCAAAUGAGUGUGGUUGUUGUUUGCUAUCACACAGUACAUGUUGUAUUGUCUUCCGCUGACAGUUGCUCUGUCUGUUAUCUUGUUGUACAGGGAACACUGUCAGUAACCUGAUUAUGAUCCUGCCUCCUAUCUACGGUGCCAUCCAGACGUAUAAAGACGGCCUAGAGUUCCGCUACGUCUACUCCUUCCUUGGACUGGCAGGUAAGUGUUCCAUAGACAAGGAGAGCCGCACACGCUAGGAGCUCAGAUGCAAUAAUUUAAUAACCAACGUUUCGACAGACAAGCUGUCUUCAUCAGGGUAUAAUUACAGGUGUCUGUAAUCAUGGCCGGUGUGGCUUGAUUUCAUUGGUUAAUUUACAGAUAUAAAUAGAACAUAUAAAAAGCAUGAAUGUAUAACAUACAAUCAUAGAUACAAUUUGGCUACAUAUGCCUACAAACAUUUACAAUUUGUAGGCCUAUGUAGCCAAAUUGUAUCUAUGAUCGUAUGUUAUCCAUUCAUGCUUUUUAUAUGUUCUAUUUAUAUCUGUAAAUUAACCAAUUAAUUCAAGCCACACCCGGCCAUGAUUACAGACACCUGUGUGUCCUUUGAAACUAUGUAAUUGUACCCUGAUGAAGACAGCUUGUCUAUCGAAACGUUGGUUGUUAAAUUAUUGCAUCUGAGCUCCUAGAGUGUGCGGCUCUCCUUUUCUUUUUCAAGUGUUCUACUCCGCUAGCCAGCACCUCGCCUAAAUACAGUGGGGAGAACAAGUAUUUGAUACACUGCCGAUUUUGCAGGUUUUCCUACUUACAAAGCAUGUAGAGGUCUGUAAUUUUUAUCAUAGGUACACUUCAACUGUGAGAGACGGAAUCUAAAACAAAAAUCCAGAAAAUCAUAUUGUAUGAUUUUUAAGUAAUUAAUUUGCCUUUUAUUGCAUGACAUAAGUAUUUGAUACAUCAGAAAAGCAGAACUUAAUAUUUGGUACAGAAACCUUUUUUUGCAAUUACAGCGAUCAUACGUUUCCUGUAGGUCUUGACCAGGUUUGCACACACUGCAGCAGGGAUUUUGGCCCACUCCUCCAUACAGACCUUCUCCAGAUCCUUCAGGUUUCGGGGCUGUCGCUGGGCAAUACGGACUUUCAGCUCCCUCCAAAUAUUUUCUAUUGGGUUCAGGUCUGGAGACUGGCUAGGCCACUCCAGGACCUUGAGAUGCUUCUUACGGAGCCACUCCUUAGUUGCCCUGGCUGUGUGUUUCGGGUCGUUGUCAUGCUUGAAGACCCAGCCACGACCCAUCUUCAAUGCUCUUACUGAGGGAAGGAGGUUGUUGGCCAAGAUCUCGCGAUACAUGGCCCCAUCCAUCCUCCCCUCAAUACGGUGCAAUCGUCCUGUCCCCUUUGAAGAAAAGCAUCUCCAAAGAAAGAUUUUUCCACCUCCAUUCUUCACGGUUGGGAUGGUGUUCUUGGGGUUGUACUCAUCCUUCUUCUUCCUCCAAACACGGCGAGUGGAGUUUAGACCAAAAAGCUCAAUUUUUGUCUCAUCAGACCACAUGACCUUCUCCCAUUCCUCCUCUGGAUCAUCCAGAUGGUCAUUGGCAAACUUCAGACGGGCCUGGACCUGCGCUGGCUUGAGCAGGGGGACCUUGCGUGCGCUGCAGGAUUUUAAUCCAUGAUGGCAUAGUGUGUUACUAAUGGUUUUCUUUGAGACUGUGGUCCCAGCUCUCUUCAGGUCAUUGACCAGGUCCUGCCGUGUAGUUCUGGGCUGAUCCCUCACCUUCCUCAUGAUCAUUGAUGCCCCACGAGGUGAGAUCUUGCAUGGAGCCCCAGACCGAGGGUGAUUGACCGUCAUCUUGAACUUCUUCCAUUUUCUAAUAAUUGUGCCAACAGUUGUUGCCUUCUCACCAAGCUGCUUCCCUAUUGUCCUGUAGCCCAUCCCAGCCUUGUGCAGAUCUAUAAUUUUAUCCCUGAUGUCCUUACACAGCUCUCUGGUCUUGGCCAUUGUGGAGAGGUUGUAGUCUGUUUGAUUGAGUGUGUGGACAGGUGUCUUUUAUACAGGUAACGAGUUCAAACAGGUGCAGUUAAUACAGGUAAUGAGUGGAGAACAGGAGGGCUUCUUAAAGAAAAACUAACAGGUCUGUGAGAGCCGGAAUUCUUACUGGUUGGUAGGUGAUCAAAUACUUAUGUCAUGCAAUAAAAUGCAAAUUAAUUACUUAAAAAUCAUACAAUGUGAUUUUCUGGAUUUUUGUUUUAGAUUCCGUCUCUCACAGUUGAAGUGUACCUAUGAUAAAAAUUACAGACCUCUACAUGCUUUGUAAGUAGAAAAACCUGCAAAAUCGGCAGUGUAUCAAAUACUUGUUCUCCCCACUGUAGGUGUGCGUUUCUUUCGCCUUCAGAUUAAAGUGUUCCAUAGACAUCUGGAUUGAUUAGCAUCAUUUACUCAUAUCUGAGUAUACAUAUAUAACCUUUAGUAUAACCUUAGUCACAAGGAUUUGGCAAAGUUAGUAUUUUUAAAGUGAGAGUUUUAUUAGACAAUGUUUGAAAUUGCAUUAUCAAGAUGCUUUCCUGUAUUUGAGAGAUGGGUUUGAAUGUCUAUGCUUCUUGCUGGUUGUUUGAUGUGAUCUCUUCUGUUCCAGCUGUUGGCAUUGGUUCCUGGUGCUUCCAUAUGACGCUGCAAUAUGAGAUGCAGGUGAGCUGACUUUUAGUAUCUAAAAAUAAAUCAUGAUUUGUCAGCAAACUGUAUGCAUCCACCAUAGAUCAUUGUGUUCUCAUAAUCACAUGGACUUUUUCAGCUGUUAAGGACAUUAAAAAUGUCACCUCAUCGUUUCCCGCAGAAUGCUCAUGAAACUGUUUUUCAACUCUCCUUAUAAGUAAGGCUUGCGCCGACCAUCCCAUUAUACAUCUCUAUCUGUGUCUCUGCUGUCUGUCCCCCACAGUUGCUGGACGAGCUGCCAAUGAUCUACAGCACCUGUGUCUUUGUCUACUGUCUGUAAGUGCCCGACAUAAUGGAUUUGCACUCCAGCUUUCACAGUGCCAUUGAGCAGCUCAGGCCCAAAGCCCACUGAAAGUAAUUUGAGGGCAGUAUACAUGUGAUCAAUGAAAAGUGAAUCCAAUCCUACAAUUGAUCUAUCCUAAGAAAACACAUCUUUCUCGUGGCUGUAGAUGACAUGUAACUGAGCUGAUGUCUAUGGAUUCAGUGCCACUUGCACUUCCUCCAUUUUAACUGGGUCAUCUUUCAUCUUGCUCUCAUCCCUCUCAAAAGCCUUAUGUCUAUAACUACAAAUAUGUUUUAUUAGAGGAAUGAGAAAUUCAUUAAUUUUUUUCUGUUGCAGAUAUGAAUGCUUCAAGCAAAAAAACACUCUGGGUUUAUUCCCUAUCACGUUGUUAUUCAUCUUCAGUGUCUCAGUCAGUGUGGUGAGUGUCUCAUAUUUCCCACAACUGUUUUGUCCCUUUUCAUUCCAUGACUAUAUGUCAAUGAUUAAUGUCACUAUCCCAAUUCUCUUUUUCCCAGGUGUACUUACAAUGGAAAGAGCCAGUCUUUCACCAGGUAAGAGAGAGUAGAUUUUCACUCUUCAGUGAGCAUGCUCUUUGUUUGCUAUUAGAGUUCACUGUUUCAUUAGUAAAUAUUGCCCCUGGCUAACUGUGGGAACAGCCGGACUAGAGGUCCUGUUAGAUCUAGUUAGAUUGCUAUUGUGGCAUGUCCGUGCAAAUGUCUCUGUUCAGGAAUCUAAUAUUUUGUAUUGACAAUGACGCACAAUACCUUUUGACUAUGGCUCAGCCUAAUCUUACAACUCCAGGUUACAGUUGUAUUAUAAACUCCUCUCUAGCAUACUGUCACAAUAGUCAGUGAGGCUGUGGAUAUUGAGAGUCUAGAGAAGCGUCUGUGUUGCUCCACAACAACAGAAACAAAGUGACAAAGCAACCUUUGUUUACACUUCAGAGCCCUCUGCUUACUAAACCCCACCACUCCAUGGUGGCACACAUUUAGCCAUAAACAUGCCCACAACAGUCAGUUUUAGAGGACAUGGAAUUGAUUGAUUGAAUUGAUUAGAUAAUUAAAAGCAGUAGGCUGCUCCAGCCGGAGACAACAUUACAUACAUAAAAAAUGAUUGAGGAUAAAAACACAUUAAAGCCCGAAGGCUUAUUUCCAUUGUGGUCCCCGGAGACAGUUAGAUGGCAGGUGGGAAUGAGCUCUAGAUCAGCAUGUCAGCAUAUUAUUUCAACGGAUUCUUAGCAAACUGAUGCAGGGAGUUGAUUUGCUGCAGUACCCAUUUAGAUACUCGAGUACACAAAAGAGCAGUCUUUAUUUGAGCAUGGAUUUAGCACAACCUGGUGGUUAGACCUUGUACAUGCUGUACGGUAGUGUUGUCUAUCAAGGUCCUUGGAGUUGAGCAGACUGGUUGAAAACGUGUGCAUUAUAUACCUCACACUUCAUUUCACCUCUGUUCUGAAAACACCAAGUUUAGGCUACUGUAAAAUAUGACCGGUCUAGAUUUGGUUGCUUUUCAACGUGUGUUCUUUGUGUCCUCACCCCUCAGGUCAUGUAUGGUGCACUUGUAGCCUGCUUGGUGAUGCGCUCUAUCUUCAUAGUUACAUGGUAAGUGGCAGUGUGGCAGCAACGUGGCCAAGUAGUUUAGGUAAUGAACUGAUAACUAAGGUCAAGAGUACAUUUAUUAUCCUUACAAUGUAUGAAUUGUAUAAUAGCCACUCACUCACUGGAUGCUGCUGGUAUCCUGAUAUUUGUGAUUCUGGAUGACAACAUUUUCAGAAACUACAGUACAAAGUAGGGCUAUGUUAUAACAAUGUUUAUACAUCUCAUCUGACUCCAUGUGUUUCCAUUGCAGGGUGUACCCCUGGCUCAAACCUAUGUGUUACAUCUCCCUAAGUGUCUUCCUGCUGGGGUUUCUGUUGUGGAACAUUGAUAAUCUGGCCUGUGACUCACUCAGGUAAAUAUACAACCAACUGACAAAUGCUGCCAACAGAAUAUGGACAUCCAUUUGUAGACAGAAUCAAAAUGUAAAAUUCUCUACUCCACACUCUCCUUUUAGAUCCACCAGACAGCGACUGCCCCCUGUUGUUGGGGCGGUGACACAGUUCCAUGCCUGGUGGCACAUCCUCACAGGCCUGGGCUCCUACCUACACAUACUCUUC